AUGUUGCAACCGAACGGAUCCGAAACACAACAACAACAACAGCCUAUUCAUAAUUCUCUCCUUCCACAUCGAUCUCAUCCUCUUUUAAAUCAUUUUAUUUAUAAUUAUAAUAUUCAAAUUUUAAAUAACCAGUCAUCUUCGUUGUUGAAUUCUUCUAAUUUUCCAUCCUCCAUUGAUGAAUAUGAAACUCUCAAAUCACAAUUACAACAAGAAUUAGAUCAACAUUUACAAUCAUUGCAAGAACAUGAAGAAAGUGCCUAUCAACAAGAAAAUAAUGUUAUUUUUGUGAUGGACGAAUACUUGUCAUGUCUUUCCAUGUCAGUUUCAAAAUUAGUUUGUAAAUCCAGUGAAUGGAAUCAACACAAUGAGAGUGUACUCAUUCAACAAGUGAAAAACUAUAUAGAUGAGAAGAGUGGUUUAUUGCGUUUGGAAAGUGUGGAAUUCAAUUCUCAACAUGAAGAAAUCAUAAACGAUGAAGGAUUUCCUCUUUUUAAUCUCUCUUCAGACAAUGAACGAUUCAUAACAACACCAUCAUUGGAAGUGAUAAAUUCUACUAGUGAAACUAUGAAUUCUACAAAUAAUCAUCAACAAGUAUUAACUAGUAACUUUGUACAGGCAUCGAUCAAACUUCGAGAUGUAUGCAAAGCUUGUUUUCUCAUUGAAAAGAAUUUUGGGUUAAUUUCUAUUCUAUUGGAGAAUAAGGAUCAAAACAACUUGUAUCAAAGUGAACGAGAAAAUAUUUUAAGGGAUUUACAACUCUGUCAACAACCUGUAGAUUCUCUCAAAUAUUUACAACAAAUUUAUAUGGAAAAUCCAAAAAUCAAUAAUUAUGCUAUAUUCAGUUUUUUAUCAACUCUAGUGGAACAUUUAAUGACAUCCAUUGUAUAUUCUGUUUCAAUUCAAGAAUAUGGUAAACAAUCCAAUGAAAUUGUCAUUCCCGUAACUUUGACAGAAAUUUUGGAAUGUGAAGCAUUGAAAAGAGUCAUUCCUUUGAAAUUAUUAAAUUGUAUCAAGGUGUUUAUGGGACCACCAAAAGGUCUCAAUUUGAGAAAUGUGUUGUAUCAUGGAUUUCUAGAUGAGAGUGAACUUCAUGAAUGUUAUUUAAAUUUUUUAUGGAAAAUUUAUUUCACAGCAUGUAGACACGUGGCUCUCUAUUAUUCAUGUCAUGAUGAGAAGAGAGAUACAAACAAUGAUCAUUCUCUUCCCAACAACAGCAAUACUGUAGUACCAUCACAGGAAUAUGAAUUUAGAAAAAAAUUUAUGUUGAAACCAAGAAAUGAUAUGAGUGGUGAAGAAUUUUCACAAUUAUUUGAAUAUCAAAAAGGUCUAUUGUUAUACAUGCACUCUCAAGAUGAAUCUAUGAUUAACCAUAUUCUAGAUUCAUCCUAUUUUGUUAUUCCUACUCGACGUAGAAUUAUUGGAAAUGCAUUUCGAUUUCUUAAAAAAGGAAUUACAGAAAAAAGUCAAAUUGAUCUACAAUUAUCCUUGUGUUUAUUGUUUCCACAAUUUGAAUCCGCUCUGAGAAGACUCUACGUUGCAGGAAAUGAGAAAGUUGAUGAAAGAACUUGGUGCGCUCAAAACGAAGAAUUUUUUAGUACUCUUGAAGUUAUAUUUGGAAACCAUUUAGAAACCUCAAUAUAUAGUGAUACCAUAUUAGGUGUGAAUAAGAUGACUUCCACAUCUACGAAUGCAGUAGCUACUAGUGUCAGUGAACAAGCUCGUUUAACACCCAAUGAGAUAUUCAAUAUUUUACAUGAGAGUGUUGGAGAUUGUUUGAUGGAUUCCUUCAUAUUUUAUGGAGGACCCAGAUUGAGAGACAAAAUUGCUCAUUGCCAAGUUCUCAAUCAAUUGAAUCCUCAAUUAGUUCAACAUUAUUUUCUAAUAUUUUUAGUAUUAUGUGUACAACUUUCACACAACAAGAUGGAAUUAUUCUCAAAGUGUGAAGACUCUUUCAUGAAACAUUCGACCAAUGAAAUGAUGAAUGAAAACACUUGUUCCUCCCAUGCCUCGUCGCUCUUUCACACGAUGCAGCAUUUUCUGAAUAGAUCUACUCCAUCGUAUAGUUUUUAUGAUAUUCGAACAAAAUUCAUUCGAGUAUGGAACCAAUUGCGAACAAAACUCAUGGACACUCAUUCCUAUUAUAUUUGUAAAAAUUAUGACGACAGUGAGAAUGAAACCAAUGUCAAUACUGUUGUUAAAGAAUUGCAAGAUUAUACUUGUGUCAUGAAUAGAGAAGGAUUCUCACUUUCCAAGAAUUUAAAUCAAGAAGAAAUGCUACAAGAAUCCAAUCUGGAUGAAUCCAAACUGAAUGAAUUAAUUUUAAAAAUUGAAAAUAAUUUUAAAAAGGGAACUCCCAAGAAUGUCCAGUUCACUGUGAGAGAUUGUUGCAUGUAUUUAACCAAAAAGUAUCCAAACAUGACAUCCAAGCAUUCAAAUACUGAUUUGAGCUCCAUUCUCUUCACAAACAUUCCUCUCACAUAUUUUAACCAUUUUCACUAUCCAGGUCAACAAAUCAGUAAUAUUGAUAUUUUAGUAAGAAUUGUUGAACAUUUGGAAUCAGCAUUACAAGCCCUGCAAGACAGGUAUAAGGAGCACUGCAUAUUGAUCAAUGAACGAAAGGCGAGAACUCCCCAUCGUAAAUUCUAUUCUAUUUUGAUUCAAUCGAAACCACUCCUUUUACUCAUAUUUGAAUUUCUACUUGAACUGCUAGGUAUUCAAUUUGAUAUCAUCAAUAGAAAACACGCUAGCCCAGAGGAAGGAGAUGGUAAAAAGAGACUUACAUGGGUGUUGCAAAUCAUGACACAAGCGGAGAGAAUUGUUGGGCAAAUCAAGGAAGGAACGAUUGGUCUAUUGAAUUCAAAAUGGAUGGAAUUUAUGGUGAUGAGAGAGAAAAAUAUUUUAAACGAUCGAGCAAGCUACCUAUCGGACUGA
Messenger RNA from Naegleria lovaniensis, 2931 nucleotides. RefSeq lists its product as uncharacterized. Bases 1 to 2931 code for a protein of 976 amino acids. The record is from RefSeq and is a predicted model, not a curated record. The transcript has 4 exons. Lineage: Eukaryota; Heterolobosea; Eutetramitea; Acrasida; Naegleriidae.